Cuscuta campestris is the source of this 3325-nucleotide messenger RNA. Lineage: Eukaryota; Viridiplantae; Streptophyta; Magnoliopsida; Solanales; Convolvulaceae. The record is from the annotation of a GenBank genome assembly.
CUACAUGUAGUACAAAUCGGCUCUUCUCAGAGGUUUUGAAGGGAGACAAUAAAGUCUAUGGGCAAAUCAAAAUGGAGGGUGACAAUGGAGCAGUUCUUACGUUCCCCAACAAGGAAACCCAGGUGCUGUCGUCAUAGUACAAGUAUGCUGUGGUUGGAAGAAUGGCCAAAUUUAUUGCCAACAACAGUAUUGCAGACUCUCAAGAGGUCAAGGUUUGGGAUGGUUCCAAGUCAGCAUCCUAACUCGCUUCCAGGUACUUAUCAACUUUAAAGAUGAAAGUGAUUUCUACAGAUUCCUGAGCAGAGUACAUGGUCUGUGGAUGGAAAACAUUUACUCGUAUAUCUUUCUAAAUGCUCCCCAAAAUAUUUGCUUUUGGAGGAUAGCCCUUUGGUUACCCUAUGGGUCACUCUCAAACAUUUCCCUAUUUAUUUUCAAGACCUUAGGGCUUUACUCUCGAAUGCUAACAUGCUUGGAACUCCUGUCAUGAUGGAUGAACGAAGAACGCAGAGUAUCUCAAUACUGCAAGGGUUAUGAUUGAGGAUUUGAGGUGGAUGUUUCAAAACAUCUACCCAAACAUAUAAAAAUCCGAUCUGGAGAUACUAUGGAAUUUAUACCGGUCAUAUUCCAUGAUGUUCCUUCAUACUGUACUAAGUGCUGCAUGCUUGGUCAUGAGUGUAACUCAUCUGGCCGGAAUCGUAAUAUUAUGGCUACCGGAAAAAUCCCCGGCUGUGGGAAUGGGCCCAAAAGGGGUUGCUCUAGUUCAAUGACAGCUAAUGGAGGGCAAGGGCCACGUGACAGCACAUGGAGGACACCCAACAAAUAUUCCAUCGACGUCCAAUGCGACAAGCCAAGCCUCUUCACUCGGUGUUCGUGGCUUCGUGCGAACAAAGAUGUCAAUCAACAUUCCCCUAUUCAUCUAGCCAGUGGGCCACAAAUGGAAGACAACAUCCCCGAAGGUCCGUCGCACACAAAGAGGGUCAUGGAGAAACUUUCACCUUCUAUGAACGUGUGUACAGGUAGCAAAGAUGAUUUGUGCUUAAACCUAAACAAUUUAGACUCUGAAGGGUUUGUGCAAGAAUGGUUUUGUCUGAGGGAGGCCAACCUGGAAACCAUGAAAGAAGCAUGCAUGCAGUCCGAGAAUGAUGGUCAAGAAGUUAUGGACACAUCAAUCCUAGGACCUUUGGAAGUGAUGACUCCCAAAGCCAAUAGUUCAUCCAUGAUUCUUUCUAGAACUGGGAAGGUUAAAACUCCCUCACUUAAGCUUUUAGUCCAGACUAGGGGAAUGAAAGCUGCUCUAGAUCCCCAACAAAAGGGUGGUCAAUGAAUCUGCUUUUCUGGAACAGUUGUGGAGUGAGUGGUGCCCUGCCCAGGCUAUUCACUUUCGUUAAGUUACAUAGGGUUCACUACCUUGCAGUUUUAGAGCCUUUUGUUAGGUAGAACUCAUGUGCUUCCAAGUUAGGUUUGAAUCGCUACACAGUGGCGCUGAAGAAUAAAGCUUGGAUUUUUUGGGAUGACUCUCAUCUAUCCUUUAAAGAGAAGCUUUUAGAUGAUCAAAUUAGCAGCAUAAUUUUCCAUCCGGUCCUACCUAACAAAGAGAUCCAAAUGUCCGCUGUCUACAGCAAGCAUUCUGAUGGAGACAGAAUGCAGCUUUGGAGAGCCAUGGUGGCCCAUGUGCCUAAUGACAAGAUAUGGCGGGAGGUGGUGAUUUCAAUGUGAUUGCAUCUCAAGAGGAACAUAAAGGCAAAGUAGCACUCUAUUCGAUUCUAUUCGAAGGGGUUUCAAAAUAUCAAAAUUUCCAUUUUCCUUAAAUAAUACAUAGUAUUAUUAAGUAAUCCUGGUUGCAGAGGGUUUGGUUAGCCUCAUCUCAAAGGCCGAGUCUGAGACGCAUACAUGGGCCUGUGCCAGCAGAGGUGGUCCGCGGGUUUCUCACUUGUUUUUUGCUGAUGACUGUCUUCUGUUCACAAGGGAUAAUAGUACGGAGUGCCUCAAAAUAGUAGAGAUCCUCAAUAGGUAUGAGCAGGCAUCCGGUCAAAGAGUUAAUUUUGAGAAAUCUAAGGUGACAUUCAGUACAGGCGCUUCUAUGGAAAAUACCUAGGUGUACCUAUGUCUUGGGGGAGGUCAAAGAAGGAAACCGUGUUCUGAAAGAGCUUUCUGAUUGGAAGGAAAAACUAGGUGUACCUAUGUCUUUUACCAAUUUCUCUCUUCAAGAAAAUGUCAAAUGAUAUCGCAAGAGAAGGGCAACUUGUUAUUUAAAUCAGAUCAUAUCCCCACCAUACAAAGUGCAAGGAAGAAGCUAUAGAGGAAUCUACUGUGCUGCCUGGGCCGCUGUUACUACUCACUAUAUUUGGAAGGCCAGAAAUUUGUUAUUUUGAAGGAGAGUGGGUGAAAUGCCACCAGCUUUCAAUGGAUGAUUAGCCUUCAACAUUCUGCUUUUGCUGGCCUCACUGUGAUAGCUGAGAAAGAAGCCACCUAUUGGCAGAGGUAGUGUUUUGGGCUGAACAGGCAGUGUGAUUUGAAGGGCAUUGUUGAUCAGAGCAUUGGAUCACUGAAGAGGUUGAAGAGCUUGCCGGAUUGAAAAGUCCAAGCUGGAUCUGUUAAAAAAAUUGAACAAGGAACUUUUUGUGGGGAGUAGCAGCUAAAUAUAUGAAGGUGCCUCUUGUUAAUUGGGAAGAGGUAUGUAUGCCCAGAAAUAUUACCCAGCAGCGUAGGGGUCGUAAGUUCCUUGAACCGGGAAUUGAGCGACACCGGCACCAGGUGAAACCUGUUGCAUUCUUCUGUUUUGUCUUGUUUUGUCUUGUGCUAUAAGGUUUGAAAAGCUUUGAUUGUGCAGGGUUUUGUGAAGUGGGAAGGUUAUCCCAUUAACAAAAACAAAAACCAGGAGGAGGGUAGAAAUGAAGAGAUGAUAUGAAUGGGCAGCCAUUGGCAUUGUCCAGACCAAAAAAUUCAUUCAACUAGAUAAAAGGCUGUGGUAUACUGGUAUAUGCAGAAACAAACUCAGAAGCUUGAGAAGAAAGAAUGUUAGAGAAAGAUGAGAGCUGAAGGAUCUGAAACCGGCUAUUUAAUUAGUUACAAUGCCUCCAGCAAGCAAAUUUGGAUCAUACACACACCAAUAAUUGUGACUACUUAGCUAUUAAGCUUAAAUUAACAAGGAUAUAAAUGAUAAAAAAUGAUUACUGUAUAUACUUCAAUCUUUAUUACAAACUUUUUCAUUUUGUCAUUAGAGGUAGUGAGAUUCUAGAGGGACCAAUAUUGGGGUGUGUUCUUUGCCUCCCUUGGUUCUCAAGAUCAGAAAAUAGCAUUAAAGAAGUUUGAAAGAUAAUCCCAU